AUGUUCUUGACCGGAAUACUUGCCCUACAGCCCCAGAUCACGCUCGUACAGAAGUCCAUAACUAUCUUGCCUCAAAGAACGGAUAUCAAGCCCUCCUACUCCCACCUAUUCCAAACGCAGAAUUCUGUUUCAUCCCCGUCAACGUCAGGAGGCACAGCUCAAGCCCCACAGAAACGGAAGAACCUCUUUGGGUUUGUGGAUCUUCCAGUCACUCCAGAGCAAGUAACACGUGCCAAUUUCAAAUUGUUUCGAUUCAUUGUUCAUGCCAAUAUACCAUUCUUAGUUGCAGAGAACUGGUUUUUUCCGUAA
Messenger RNA from Suillus subalutaceus, 309 nucleotides. RefSeq lists its product as uncharacterized. The coding region runs from base 1 to 309 and encodes 102 amino acids. The transcript is spliced from 2 exons. NCBI's taxonomy places the organism in Eukaryota, Fungi, Basidiomycota, Agaricomycetes, Boletales, Suillaceae. The record is from RefSeq and is a predicted model, not a curated record.